UUUGGCAUCUUUGGGCGCCACGCUGCGACCCCGUGCAGGGACCUGUUUGGUGUCGUUCCCUAAGGUUGGGCCAGGCUUCCCCGGGGCUGGCACAGCCAGCCAGACUGCCGCCAACAGCCGGGAGCGGGCAGGCCUGCGCGGGUGGAAGCGCUGCGGGGGGAAUUCUUUCACGGCAAAGCUAUCCCCUGGCAGCAUCUCAACAGGUUAUUUUCCAGCCAGCGGCCAGCUAUGCCGUUGCCUCAUCCAGAAAGCAUUCCUACACGGAAGGAAAAAAACCAAAGCAAAACCGCAAACAUCGAAGCACACACACCCCAAACGCGGCGGCGCGGGCGCACCCACGCCCGCCCGGGGUGCCGCAGAGCCGCUCCUGCUGCCGGGCUCAGCCGCCGCCCCGCCCACGGCCGGCACGGCGAGGGGCGCGCUGCCGCUCCAGCGGUGGCCGGGGCACGGGAGCUCCCGCGGCCUUUCUUCCCUGCCCGGCGCCACCCCCAGCCCCCACGAGCUGCCGGGAUUCGGGCAGGGUCUCCUCAUAGCCCAUUCCAGAGCCCUGCGCGCCUUCAACCCUGCUUUUCUGGGGGGCGGCAGGGGCACCUGGGAGCGCCGAGCUCCGCCCGCCGCCCGGCGCGCCCCGGGCAGCCCGCUCCUCGCCCGCGCUCCGCCCCGCGGGCCUGACGUGAGGGGCGGGCCCCGGGCAGUCCCGGGCGGCCCCGCCGCGCUGUGCCCGGCACGGGCGGCUCUGCCGGCGGUCAGGGGCGCUCCCCUCCGCCGUCCGAGCGGGGCGGCUCUCGCAGGAGGCGGCGCCAUGGGGCUGCACGGCGUCAAGGCGGUGUUCUUCGACCUGGACAACACGCUGAUCGACACGGCCGCGGCGGGGCGGCGCGCCAUAGAGGAGGUGAUAAGCGCCCUGCAGUCCAAGCACCACUACGGGGAGGGAGAGGCCCGCGCCGUCUGCGAUAAGGUCCAGGCCAAGCUCCUCAAGGAGUGCCACGAUCCCGCCAAGAUGUGCAUCACGGACCUGCGGAUUUCGCACUGGGAGGAGGCGAUCCAGGAGACCAUCGGCGGGGAGGCGAACCGCGACCUGGCGGCCGAGUGCUAUUACCUGUGGAAGACGACGCGGCUGCAGCACCUGACGCUGGCCGAGGACACGCGGGCCAUGCUCACCGAGCUGCGGAAAGGCCUCCGCCUGCUGCUCCUCACCAACGGCGAGCGGCAGACGCAGAGGGAGAAGAUCGAGGCGUGCGCCUGCCAGCCCUACUUCGAUGCCAUCGUUGUGGGGGGAGAGCAGAAAGAGGAGAAACCGGCGCCAUCCAUCUUUCAUUACUGUUGCGAUCUCCUGGGGGUGCAGCCCGCGGAGUGCGUGAUGGUCGGUGACUCUCUCGAUACAGAUAUUCAAGGAGGCCUGAAUGCUGGCUUGAAAGCAACGGUGUGGUUAAACAAAGCAACGACUGUCCCGGUAGAUACCUCCCCCGUACCUCAUUAUAUUAUUUCUUCUGUACUGGAUCUUCCAGCAGUGUUACAGAAGAUGGAGCACAACACUAAUGCUAAGUUAGAAACUGACCAUAUGGCUGGUAGCAAUGAAGCACAUUGAUGAUGGUUCCAGCAUCAAUGGUCUCUACCUGCUGAGCUGUUAGGUGACAGAUGCUCUUUUUAAAAGUCUGACCCUAGGAGUUUGAACUCACCUAUGGUCUCUUUUAAACAGCAGAGGGAUGAAUAAGAGUACAGUUGUCAGUGAAAACCAGACAGAAGCACAGAAUUAUAUUAAUUUAAAUUAUGCAAGUGCAGUUAAUUUAAAGCAACUGCCUCUGUCUGGAAAUUAUUCUGACAGACUGUUGCAGAAGUCUGUCUGUCUCUGACCUAAGUUGACAGUCUCUUGUAUUUAUAGUGGAAAAGAAAAUUUGAAUGUUCUGAGCUUUCACAUGCUUUGCUGACUUGUAAGCUUAGCAGAAGCUUCAGUUCUGACCUUGUGUGCAGUGUGUAAGAGAAGAUGAGAGAGUGUGGUACAAUCUGGUAAAUCCUCACAACUGAUCUACAGUUUAUCUCAGGAACUGGAGUGAAUUUUAUUAUUUCUCAGACUAUUAGAAAUGCUCUACCUUUGAUCUUUUUUACAAGUUUUAGAAUUUUUUGGACUUUGCAGUGCUUUUCCUUUUCUGGAACUUGUAUCUCUUGCCAAAAGUACUUAAAUGUACAUCAAAAAUUUGCUUUUUUAUCGGGGACCAUUUAUCAGAGGGACUUGAUGAAUAAGCUUUUACUUUAUAUUAUCUUGGUGCUUAUGCAGAUAUGCAGUAUACUUGUAAUUCAGAUUAUGAUUUUUGUUGAAAUGGAUAAAACAGGGAUAUUUUCAAUAGUGCUGCUGUACUGUCAGACUCUUCAGAAGAUAAUAUAAUUGUUCUGUCUCAUUUUAUCAGUGAAUUUUGAUCAGACUUUUUGGAGAAACUGUUUUUGGUCUUGCUCAGGUGUAUGACUACUCAGAUUCAACUGUAGGAUCGGUGGCUUUUCUGACUGUUUUAAUGGCACUGCUAUAUAAUCCCUCCUUACUCCAGUUUGCAUGUGUAAUUCAUGUGAUUUAUUCUGAAGAAAAUACAAGCUAAUUGUCUGUAAACGGCUCUCAUUACUCUCUUCCAGGAAACUGGAGAAUUAUGUCCUAUGUGUUACAGUACUGUAUACAACUUUAUAAGGUAUAUGUGAUAUUUCCACUACAUGAGAUGACUCUCUAAAACAGUAAGGUUUCUCUUUCCAAGAUCAUUUCAUUAAUUUAUUUUUUCUGUCCCUCAUAUUCUUACUACAUAAUGGGGAAAUAUUCUCAUAUUAAAUGGAAAUGUAAACA
Messenger RNA from Motacilla alba alba, 2824 nucleotides. It is a transcript of the gene NANP, whose product is annotated as N-acetylneuraminic acid phosphatase. Gene Ontology annotation, molecular function: hydrolase activity. NCBI's taxonomy places the organism in Eukaryota, Metazoa, Chordata, Aves, Passeriformes, Motacillidae. The transcript is spliced from 2 exons. The record is from RefSeq and is a predicted model, not a curated record. The coding region runs from base 803 to 1588 and encodes 261 amino acids.